GGGCCCUCCCCUGCUGUGGGUGGUGGGGGGGGGGGGCGGGGGGUCUCUGGUCCCAGCCUCAAGCAGGAGGUCAAGUGUGUUCCCCCACACACAGGGGGAAGAGUUGGAGGGGCCCGCCCCGUGAUGUCACCCCCCCCACCCCCCCACAGCUGGUUGCUUUUAGUUCACGGGGCUUGGGCUGCGACUUGCAAGAGUUUUUAGGGGGCCACGAACUGAAUGGCCUUGGGGGUGCCGACGCCCGACAACCGCCGGGACACCUAGGACCUCCGGGCAGGGAUGCAGCUGGGGGUCCAGGGGAGCACUUCUACCCCCUUCCUCUCCUCAGCCCUGGCAGGGUGGUUUCCCGCACCCCUCAGGACGUCCAUGGAUGGAUGAGAGGAGCUGACAUUGACCUCCCCCUCUGGGACCACCUUCUCUUCCUGCCAUGGAGGAAGCUUUGCUGCCCCUGGCCAUGACCUCUGACCCCAGGCCCUUUAAUCAACAACUCCCAGAGCCUCCAGACCCAAGAUGUGUCUUGGAACCCCAGGACAACCCUGAACUGGCACCUGCCCUGGUGUGUGCUCUCUGCUGCUGCUUUGGAGUCAUCUACUGCUGCUUCGGUUACCGCUGCUCCAAGGCGGUGAUGUUCCUCUCCGGCCUGCUGGCAGGGGCUCUGGUGAUCUUUCUGCUGUGCCACAAGGAGCGGGUGCUGGAGACCCAGCUGAGCCUGGAGGUGAGCGCGGGCAUCGCGCUGGGCAUCGGACUCCUCUGCGGCCUGGUCACCAUGCUGGUGCGCAGUGUCGGGCUCUUCCUGACUGGCCUCCUGCUAGGCCUAACGCUGGGUGCCGGGGCCCUGCUGGGCACGGAACCCAUCUACCAGCCACCUUCAGCCUGGGUGCCGGCCGGGGGGCUGGUGGGGCUGGCACUGCUGGGAGCCCUGCUCACGCUUCGGUGGCCACGUCCGUUCACCAUUCUGGGCACAGCCCUGCUGGGCGCCGCGGUGCUGGUGGCCUGUGCUGACUAUUUCCUGGAAGGGCUGGCCCUGGGCAGUCGGCUAGGCCAACGCUUGCAGGCACUCCCAGCCUUGCCUCCUCUCUGCUGGUAUAGCUGGGCCUUGCUGGGGACUUGGCCAGCCCUGGGGGCUCUUGGGGCCCUGGCCCAGUGGAAGCUCGUGGACGAGGAACAUGGAGGCCACGCCAACGCAGUGGUGUUGAGCCACCAGCGAAGGCACCUCCAGCUCCUUCGCAUCCGUCAGCAAGAGGCCAAGUGGCACCGGACGGCCCCCGGGGUGGGGCUCUGUGAGGGCAGCUUCCAGAGGCAGCUCCCCCCCAGCGCCCGGAGCCCUGCCGACAGUUUGGCGCCAAGUUAUCUCCAGAGCCUUCGAGAUCGCCAACUGGGACCAGGCAGCCAGGCCACAGCCCCCCACACCAUCCUGGACCUGGAUUCUGGCUAUGGUUCCACUAUACCCCUCACCACACCUUCUGGUUCCACCCAGACCUGACCCUAAACCUCCACUGAUACCCCUGUGCCCCUAGCAAGGGCCUGGGAGCACGAGGUGGGCAGGACCGAGCCCACAGGACUCACACACAAACUUCCCCGCCUCUUAGACCUGGGGAUGGGAUCUGUGCUCCAACCUAGACCAGACCCGUAGGGAGAGGCUUCAGAGACAGAGGAAUCUUGGGGAGGGGAGAGGAAUGGACGUAUGAGUAGCUACGUCUGUCAAUAAUAGAGGUGCCCUGCUCCCUAAAGUAACUGACUCCCUAAUUCCCUCCACAUCAAGGGUGGGGGACGACCUUCCCCAGAGAGCCUUUUAUAUGCCUGCCUCCGUGUGCCACAAAAUGGUAAAGUAAGGGGUUUUGUUUCUGUAGGAACUGUAGGAAAUCAGGAAGCCUCCUAAAGCACUUGAUAGCUAUUUUUUU
This is a messenger RNA of Pipistrellus kuhlii (Kuhl's pipistrelle), 1898 nucleotides long. RefSeq names its product transmembrane protein 198. Bases 425 to 1480 code for a protein of 351 amino acids. The transcript is spliced from 5 exons. The record is from RefSeq and is a predicted model, not a curated record. NCBI's taxonomy places the organism in Eukaryota, Metazoa, Chordata, Mammalia, Chiroptera, Vespertilionidae. Gene Ontology annotation, cellular component: plasma membrane; vesicle membrane.